Messenger RNA from Juglans regia (Persian walnut), 1832 nucleotides. RefSeq names its product putative pentatricopeptide repeat-containing protein At1g10330. Gene Ontology annotation, biological process: RNA modification. Lineage: Eukaryota; Viridiplantae; Streptophyta; Magnoliopsida; Fagales; Juglandaceae. The record is from RefSeq and is a predicted model, not a curated record. The transcript has a single exon. Gene Ontology annotation, molecular function: protein binding; RNA binding. Bases 1 to 1419 code for a protein of 472 amino acids.
AUGCCACAUUCACCGGAGUCCCUACUCCAGCUCCUCCAAAGCUUCCCCAAACCUCCAAACCAAAUCAAACAGAUUCAUUCCCUCCUAAUCACUAACGGUCACCUUCUCUGUAGCUCAAACAUUACCGCUUCGAAUUCGAAAUGGAUGAGCACCCUCCUCUACAACGCCUUGCAGAGAGCUUAUCUCAGUCUUGGACAAGCUCGCAACACGCUUGUUCUCUUCACCCACAUGCUUGCCCACCAAUCCACUCCCAACAGCCACACCUUCCCUUCCCUCAUCAAAGCCGCCGCCACUUGCUUACCCUCUUUGGGCAAACCCCUUCACACCCAAGUCGUCAAGCGUGGUGUUCUGCGUGACCCUUUUAUUCAGACGUCAUUUGUGAGCUUCUAUGCGCAUCUCGGCGAACUAUUAGACGCCCGUAAGAUGUUUGAGGAAAUUUCGCAACCUUGCAUUGUGGCGUACAACGCAAUGCUUGAUGCGUUUGGUAAGAAUGGGGACAUGAGGUCUGCUCUUUUACUCUUUGAUUGUAUGCCAGAGAGAGAUGUGGUCUCAUGGACAAGUGUUAUCGAUGGAUUUGGGAGGAAUAGUUGCUUUCACGAGGCGGUUAAAUUUUUUGAGAAAAUGACGGUGCAUGAGGAUGUGAUGUCAUGCUCGUUAAAGCCUAACGAAGCUACAUAUGUGAGUGUGCUAUCCUCUUGUGCUAAUUUAGAUGGCGGUGGAUCUCUUUAUCGUGGAAAGCAAAUUCAUGGAUAUGCUAUUAGGAAUGAGAUUGAAUUGACUGUUUUUACUCAGACAGCAUUAAUAGAUCUUUACGGUAAGAAAGGCUGUUUGAGAAGUGCAGUAAAUGUUUUUGACCAAAUGGUUUUUAAAGAGGUUUGCACCUGGAAUGCAAUGAUGUCUUCACUUGCAUCCAAUGGGAGAGAGAUGGACGCUUUGGAUGCGUUUGAGAAGAUGAAGGUGGAAGGGCAGCAUCCUAAUGAGGUCACAUUUGUUGCUGUUCUAACGGCCUGUGCUCGUGGAAAACUCGUGGAGUUGGGUUUGAAAUUGUUUAAGUUAAUGCUGCAUGAGUUUGCGAUUGUACCCACAAUGGAACAUUAUGGAUGUAUAGUUGAUCUCUUGGGAAGAGCAGGACUACUUAAGGAAGCAACUGAUAUUAUAAGCAGUAUGCCUUUUGAGCCUGAUGGUUCUGUAUUGGGAGCUCUUUUUGGUGCUUGUAAGAUUCAUGGAGCCAUUGAGCUGGCAAAUAUAGUUGGACAAAGGCUGCUAGAUUUGCAGCCACGGCAUUGUGGGCGUUACGUGACUUUAUCAAACGUCAAUGCUGUGAUGGAGAAAUGGGAUCAUGCCGCUGAUCUAAGAAAAGCAAUGGUGGAGGCUGGAAUUCAGAAAGUUCCAGCCUAUAGUUUGAUUGACUCCAUCUAGACAGUUAAAGUAGAAUUUCAAUGAGUCGCUCCUGCGGUGGCGAAUGGCUUCUCUUUUUCUAGAGAGAGUUUAACACGGGAUAAUACAAGAUUCUGAAAGGUAACGAACUUCCCAGUUGUUGACUAAGAGUGCAUAUUUAUUGCUGAAAUAUGAAUUGAAGCUUUCAACUUGAGAGUUUGAAUGGGACUUCAUGUAUUGAUGUGGUCGAUGAAGUUUAUAUACUCUUUGAUUUGGCCCAAAAGGGUUGUUUAUUAAUGCAUAUGAUAGGAUCACGGUGAGACUAUUCAUAUGGAAGGGCUAAGAUUGGUUGAGACAUUGGUCAAUGAAAUGAUUUUGUUAUCUCACAAUGAGUUGAGUCUUGGAUUAUGAAAAAUCAAAAGGUGCGCCAACUUUUAAUACAUGAUUACACUUGG